This is a messenger RNA of Opisthorchis viverrini, 183 nucleotides long. RefSeq lists its product as hypothetical. The record is from RefSeq and is a predicted model, not a curated record. Bases 1 to 183 code for a protein of 60 amino acids. NCBI's taxonomy places the organism in Eukaryota, Metazoa, Platyhelminthes, Trematoda, Opisthorchiida, Opisthorchiidae. The transcript has 2 exons.
AUGUGGACCAGAUGUAACAACAUCUUGGUUCCUAGCUGCCAUGCUACCCAAAGGAAUCACGAUGACUGGGAUACAGUCAAGUUGCCUGACCGUAGACAGGAAAAGUCGAGAGGCAGUGGUCGCGCUCUAACUACUGAGCUAUUUCGCUCCAAUAGUACUAAUAAAUAUAGAAUAGAUAAAUGA